UUUAUUUUUGUUGUUAACUUUGAGUUAUGUUGUGUUGUUGUUGGGUUCCACUUCCUUGUCACUGUACUUACAAAAUCUCUGUCUCCACUUUCCCCUCAAAAAUCCACAAAACAACAGCCUUCAUGGACGCCGGCGGCUCAGAUUCCAAUGGCCGCGAGUACAAAACCGCCGACGAGAUGUGGAAAGAACAAACCGGCGACCCUAACAAGAAAACCCUCUGGUACCGCCAAGGUGUCUCCUACUGGGAGGGUGUUAAUGCAACUGUGGAUGGUGUAUUAGGAGGGUAUGCAGAUGUUAAUGAACCUGAUAUUACUUGCAGUGAUGAUUUCUUGAAGAUUAUCUUAUCCGAACGUUUUAAUGCCGAUGCUAAAACUCAACCACUCGUUGCUCUUGAUUGUGGUUCUGGCAUUGGUAGGGUUACCAAAAAUCUAUUAAUAAGACACUUUAAUGAGGUUGAUCUUCUUGAGCCAGUAUCACAUUUCUUAGAGGCUGCACGUGAAACGUUGACCUCUGGAGAAUAUACAAAUUCAGAUAUGCACAAAGCAGUUAAUUUUUAUUGUGUGCCUCUUCAGGAUUUUACACCAGAUGUUGGAAGAUAUGACGUUAUAUGGAUUCAAUGGUGUAUUGGCCAUCUCACUGAUGAUGAUUUUAUUACAUUUUUCAAGAGGGCAAAGGUUGGCCUCAAACCAGGUGGACUAUUUGUCUUGAAAGAGAAUAUUGCCAGAUCUGGAUUUGUGCUUGACAAUGAAGACCGGAGCGUUACAAGAUCUGAUCCAUACUUCAGAGAACUCUUUUCUAGGUGUGGCUUGCAUGUUUACAAAUCAAAGGAUCAGAAAGGAUUCCCACAGGACUUAUUUGCUGUGAAGAUGUAUGCAUUAACCACCGAAGCUCCAAAGAAGACGCAUCGCACUAGAUCUAAAACGCAAUCUAAUAGACCUAGGACAAUCGUGUAUUGAUCAACUUGUCUUAUCCAUUUUCUGAUGUUGUAAUCUUUUAGUUUAUUUAUAAAUGUUGAGAGCUAUUUAUCCCCACUCCUUGUUUCUGAAAAAUAUAUCAUUUUUGUUUUAAAACUUUUGCAUGUGUACUCUCGGAGUGAAUUUAGAGGCGGGAAAGAAUUGCUUUCUAAAAGUUAUCAUGUUGUAUUCUAGUUUA
Medicago truncatula (barrel medic) is the source of this 1152-nucleotide messenger RNA. Its product is annotated as alpha N-terminal protein methyltransferase 1. Gene Ontology annotation, cellular component: cytoplasm. The record is from RefSeq and is a predicted model, not a curated record. Gene Ontology annotation, biological process: N-terminal protein amino acid methylation. NCBI's taxonomy places the organism in Eukaryota, Viridiplantae, Streptophyta, Magnoliopsida, Fabales, Fabaceae. The coding region runs from base 27 to 956 and encodes 309 amino acids. The transcript is spliced from 8 exons. Gene Ontology annotation, molecular function: methyltransferase activity.